Molecule: messenger RNA, 1251 nt
Organism: Umbelopsis ramanniana AG
Lineage: Eukaryota; Fungi; Mucoromycota; Umbelopsidomycetes; Umbelopsidales; Umbelopsidaceae
Exons: 2
Coding region: 202-1011 (269 amino acids)
Source: RefSeq, a predicted model, not a curated record
AUUUUGAGUGCGAGAAAUCUGCCUAUUGGGCAUGCCGGAGUAAAUGCUAGCGUUGUCAUCAAAAGCCCAUCCAAAGUCCUAGGCUCAGCUGCUCUGGAUGCUUGGGAAAACGACUUUACUCGCCUACAGCACGAAGGUUCUAUCAUUUCACCGCCUGACAUAGUAUCAUAUCUUAGGUAUAGUGAAUGUGAUGAAGAUACUAUGACAUUCAAGCAAGAAAAAGAGCCAUCCAACGCGGCAACAUGCGAUAAACUUCAUGACACUCAAACCAUAGUGGCUACAAAAGAUAACGAUGGAGACGACACCUUCUGUUUUCAAUGCUUCAACCAUGACUGCAACUGCCUUGUUGAGUGCUGCAUUGACUCUGCGGACACUUCCACACACACCGAUAAUGCAAGGUUUCUAGAAACUUUGUCUAAUACAUCGGAUACCGAAAAUGAAUCGAGUUUUAGUGGCGACCAGACUCCAUCACCGACUUGCCUACCAGAUCAUUCGAACGGAUUUUCAUUGUCGCAACAUAGCUCUGAAGAAAACGGUUUAACUACCUAUGACGUGCCAUCACAAAGCUUUAGCGGUCUGAGAGGUACUUCGAUAUUACAAAAUGAAUUGAGGCGAUCCAGCGAAUACAAAAACGGUAUAUCAACGCAUCAAAAAGCAGAAGAAAAUUCGAUAUUCAUUGCAAAAAGACCAGCUCCCAAAGAGUACGCUAUUAAACAUCAAAGCCUAAAUAAUUCUGCGUCUCUUGUUGUUAUGAUUGUUCCAUCCAAUGAAACCAUACUGAAUUUACUGCCUCGAUUGGCAUUAGACAAUGAUCUGAAUGACAUACAAUUCAAUAGCACCGCUGUAACAUGGAACUCACCUCGUGGCCCGGAUGAUCUCUAUUCCCCACGUUGGCAGCGUGGAAUUGGUCCCAAGAAAGAAGGGCUGUGUCCCCUGUGUGAUCCCACCAGUGAUGUCUCCAUAUCUAUACGUAACAUGUGGCUCAAAACGAAAACAAGUCGCUUUUGGUAAGUUCUAAAAGCGCAAGUUUGUGAUAACCUUUGGGAGCAACAUGAUCUCAUUACAAGACCGUUUAAACACAAGGUAUCAUAUGAACUUUUACCACGGAAUAUCCGCCUCAAAUGGAAGACCCUACUCACCGCCCGUAAGGCUGAGAGCGAUAGACAGAGAACAUACGUCAAAUACAGGAAAGCACGUCAUCGUUCAUCAGGGAUACUGUGGCCAGUGCGGACAAUGGGUGGAUCUUCAAGC